AUGUGCGGCGAAAGAAAGUCAAGUGGUCAUUACGUAAAUGACGUUAUAGAGAAAUUAAAUGGUUCAAUAAAGAUUAAUGCAUAUGAAGAUCAUAAUCUAACCCUCAGUAAUAUACAUAUUCCAGAUGAUCGAGAAUUGAGCAUAAAUAAAACAACCAAACCACUUGUCUCACUUUAUAAAAAUUCGUCAAAAAGCAAUCCGAAUCCUAUAAACUAUGACGAUGCAACUGUUAUAAUGUUGCCAGUAAGAGAUGAUACUCAAUCGAAAAUUAAUAAUUGCAGCGAAUUCAGUAACACCAAUGCACCCAUUGAUGCUACUACGGAUUCUGACACCACAUCUGAAGAGUAUGAACAUCUAGACUUUGAACUUAUUAAAAUAUCACAUCGAGAUGAAAAUAAACACGUAGAAAACAUCAAUAAAAAUUUGGGGGAUUCAGAUGAAAUACAUAUAAAAGAUACAGAAGCUGCUGAACAAAUUGAUGUUAACGAUAUGUCUUUUAAAAUCAACCAAAAUAAAGAUGACCAAAAUUCCAAAACAAUGGAGGUAGAUACUGAAAAUCAAACAAAUGAAAAGGAAAAAAAUGGCGCUGUUAAAAUUUGUACGAGUGAAAAGGAACUAAAUCAUGAUUCUCAAAAAGAUAAUGAAAUACAAAUUAAAACACCACAGGAACAAAUUGAUGUUAACGAUAUGCCUUUUAAAAUAAACCAGAAUAAAGAUGAUCAAGAUUCUAAAACAAUGGAGGUAGAUACUGAAAAUCAAACAAAUGAACAGGAAAAAAAUGGCGCUGUUAAAAUUUGUACGAGUGAAAAGGAAGUAAAUCAUGAUUUUCAAAAAGAUAAUGAAAUACAAAUUAAAACACUACAGGAACAAAUUGAUGUCAACGAUAUGCCUUUUAAAAUAAACCAAAAUAAAGAUGACCAAGAUUCUAAAACAAUGGAAAUUGAUACUGAAAAUCAAACAAAUGAAAAGGAAAAAAAUGGCGCUGUUAAAAUUUGUAUGAGUGAAAAGAAAGUAAAUCAUGAUUCUCAAAAAGGUGAUGAAAUACAAAUUAAAACCCCACAGGAACAAAUUGAUGUUAACGACAUGUCUUUUAAAAUAAACCAAAAUGAAGAUGACCAAGAUUCUAAAACAAUGGAAGUAGAUACUGAAAAUCAAACAAAUGAAAAGGAAAAAAAUGGCGUUGUUAAAAUUUGUACGAGUGAAAAUGAAGUAAAUCAUGAUUCUCAAAAAGAUGCUAACUUAGAUAAAACUCCUAUAUUGGGUAUACUAAUUAAAACCCAAGAGAAACAAAUUGAUGUAAACGAUAUACCUUUUAAAAUCAACCAAAAUCAAGAUGACCAAGAUUCUAAAACAAUGAAAGUAGAUACUGAAAAUCAAACAAAUGAAAAGAAAAAAAUGGCGCUGUUAAAAUUUGUACGAGAACAAAUUGAUGUUAGCGAAAUGCCUUUUAAAAUAAACCAAAAUAAAGAUGACCAAGAUUCUAAAACAAUGGAGGUAGAUACUGAAAAUCAAACAAAUGAACAGGAAAAAAAUGGCGCUGUUAAAAUUUGUACGAGUGAAAAGGAAGUAAAUCAUGAUUUUCAAAAAGAUAAUGAAAUACAAAUUAAAACACUACAGGAACAAAUUGAUGUCAACGAUAUGCCUUUUAAAAUAAACCAAAAUAAAGAUGACCAAGAUUCUAAAACAAUGGAAAUUGAUACUGAAAAUCAAACAAAUGAAAAGGAAAAAAAUGGCGCUGUUAAAAUUUGUAUGAGUGAAAAGAAAGUAAAUCAUGAUUCUCAAAAAGGUGAUGAAAUACAAAUUAAAACCCCACAGGAACAAAUUGAUGUUAACGACAUGUCUUUUGAAAUAAACCAAAAUGAAGAUGACCAAGAUUCUAAAACAAUGGAAGUAGAUACUGAAAAUCAAACAAAUGAAAAGGAAAAAAAUGGCGUUGUUAAAAUUUGUACGAGUGAAAAUGAAGUAAAGCAGAUGCUAGAUAAAACUCCUAUAUUGGGUAUACUAAUUAAAACCCAACAGAAACAAAUUGAUGUAAACGAUAUACCUUUUAAAAUCAACCAAAAUCAAGAUGACCAAGAUUCUAAAACAAUGGAAAAUAAUGAAAUACAAAUUAAAACACCACAGGAACAAAUUGAUGUUAACGAUAUGCCUUUUAAAAUAAACCAAAAUAAAGAUGACCAAGAUUCUAAAACAAUGGAAGCAGAUACUGAAAAUCAAACAAAUGAACAGGAAAAAAAUGGCGCUGUUAAAAUUUGUACGAGUGAAAAUGAAGUAAAUCAUGAUUCUCGAAAAGAUGCUAACUUAGAUAAAACUCCUAUAAUGGGUAUACUAAUUAAAACCCAACAGAAACAAAUUGAUGUAAACGAUAUACCUAUUAAAAUCAAUCAAAAUCAGGAUGACCAGGAUUCUAAAACAAUGGAAGUAGAUACUGAAAAUCAAACAAAUGAAAAGGAAAAAAAUAGCGCUGUUAAAAUUUGUACGAGUGAAAAGGAAAUAAAUCAUGAUUUUCAAAAAGAUAAUGAAAUACAAAUUAAAACACCACAGGAACAAAUUGAUGUAAGCGAUAUACCUUUUAAAAUAAACCAAAAUAAAGAUGACCAAGAUUCUAAAACAAUGGAAAUAGAUACUGAAAAUCAAACAAAUGAAAAGGAAAAAAAUGGCGCUGUUAAAAUUUGUACGAGUGAAAAGGAAGAACAAAUUGAUGUCAACAACAAUGAAAAUGAAGUAAAUCAUGAUUCUCGAAAAGAUGCUAACUUAGAUAAAACUCCUAUAAUGGGUAUACUAAUUAAAACCCAUCAGAAACAAAUUCAUGUAAAUGAUAUACCUUUUAAAAUCAACCAGAAUAAGGAUGACCAAGAUUCUAAAACAAUCGAAACAGAUACUGAAAAUCAAACAAAUGAAAAGGAAAAAAAUAGCGCUGUUAAAAUUUGUACGAGUAAAAAUGAAGUAAAUCAUGAUUCUCGAAAUGAUGCUAACUUAGAUAAAGGUCCGAUAAUGGGUAUACUAAUUAAAACCCAACAGAAACAAAUUGAUGUAAACGAUAUACCUUUUAAAAUCAACCAAAAUCAGGAUGACCAAGAUUCUAAAUCAAUGGAAGCAGAUACUGAAAAUCAAACAAAUGAACAGGAAAAAAAUGGCGCUGUUAAAAUUUGUACGAGUGAGAAGGAAGUCAAUCAUGAUUCUCAAAAAGAUAAUGAAAUACAAAUUAAAACACCACAGGAACAAAUUGAUGUUAAACGAUAUGCCUUUUAA
Ctenocephalides felis (cat flea) is the source of this 3252-nucleotide messenger RNA. RefSeq names its product intracellular protein transport protein USO1-like. The transcript has 6 exons. Lineage: Eukaryota; Metazoa; Arthropoda; Insecta; Siphonaptera; Pulicidae. The coding region runs from base 1 to 3252 and encodes 1083 amino acids. The record is from RefSeq and is a predicted model, not a curated record.